CACGGCCACAGCCCGCAAGCCCGCUCCUUCGGCACCUCGACCCAUCUGCGGGCUGUGGCCAUCUGCCCAUCUCCUCCCUCCGAUCCCCCAGCGGCCAGCGCCCACCGCUCUCCACGCGGUCGGCCCGUGCGCCGCCCUCCACGCUCCCCUGCCCAGCUGCAGCUCGAGUCCGGCACUCCGGCUGGUGCGGCAGCACCCUCCCUGCCCACGACUUUUCCGUCGUUCGUCGAGCGACGGUAGCUUCGCGGGGGACGAACACCCGACUGGGGUAUGCCUGCCUACUCCCCUCCCUUCCCAUCCUGCUGCGCGAAAUCAAACACCCAAACCCCUAACACAUGGCGAACCCACAAGCUGUACAUUUCCAGCUUUGCAUGAUGCUGUGACCAUGUGUCUGCUCCGAUGGCUCUGAAGGCUGUGUCUCGCCUACGGUCUGCGAGAUGGCGCCUGCUAUCAGCAAAACUCAUCUACCGUUCGUGCUCAGAUAUACCUGCUUCUCCUGAUACUGGAAGUUCUUCUGAAUUUGACACUGCAAUCCGGUUGCUCAAGAACAAUCUGCAGCCAGAGAGGCUAACUCGGGUUAUUGAUUCUACUUCUGAUUCGAGCUUGGCUCUCAGGAUCUUCAGAUGGGCUUCGCAUCAGAGAUAUAACCUUCGCACCGUUGACACCUAUAGCUGUAUGAUCUCCAAGCUUACUGCUGUUGAAUAUCGUGAUGAUAUGGACAGCCUCCUCGGUGACAUGGUCAGAUUGAAGGUCCCUGCAUUGGAACAAGCUCUGAAUGGGUUAGUUCAGUCCCUGAGCAGUAAGAACCAAUUUGAUGAAGCUUUGCUGGUAAUCCAGCAUGCUACCUCUGCCAAGCUCAAGCUAUCACUCUCAGCUUGCAAUGCCAUGCUGCGUGGUCUGGUUAAGCAAGGGAGUGGCCUGCGGUUGUUCAUGCUUGCUUACAUGGAGAUCGUGAAGUCUGGAGUGCUUCCUGAUGUGGAAACACUGAAUUGGUUAAUUCAGGCCUUGUGUGAAUCAGGCCGUGUAGACCUGACACUGAUUCAGUUUGACAGGAUGAACAAGAAAAGGUGUUCUCCUAACAGUCAUACUUUUGAGAUACUCAUCAUAGCGCUUUGUUCCCAUAACAGAGCAGAUGAAGCUGUGGACCUCUUCUAUAAGAUGCUGCAACUAAGAUGCACCCCUGAUGGUAGUUUUUAUGCUCAGGUGAUACCCCUAUUUUGCAAGUUCAGUAAAGUCAAGGAUGCGACUAAGUUGCAUCAAAUGAUGAAAGAAGAUGGCCUUCAGUUGGAUGUGCAUUUGUAUGGUGUCCUCAUUAGAUGUUUAUGUGAGAAUCAAUUAUUGGAUGACUCGAUAAUGAUGCUUAAUGAAAUGGUUGCAUCAGGUCAUGCUCCAAGGGCAAGUGCAUAUGUGGACAUUGUGGACUGCUACUGUACAUCAGCCAAGUUCCACAAGGCUUUAAUCUUUCUAGAGGAAAAUGAUGUCACAGAAUCAGAACCAUAUAAUGUGCUGCUGAGAUGGUUGUGCACAGAUGGCAGACUGCAGGAUUCAGUAAGAUAUCUUGAGAAAUUGCACAACAGAGGUUUGGUUGAUUGUGAGUCAUGGAACAUUGUUAUAACUCACUUCUGCAAUCAAGGAAACAUUAGAAGAGCAUCUGAGCUCAUUGGUAGAAUGGUUGUUUCUGCAUUUGCACCAGAUGAGAGUACCUAUUCUGCUAUCAUAUCUUGUUACUGUCGAUUAGGCUUGCACAUAGAUGCCUUUGCUAUGUUCAGAAGGGUAAGUGUUAAUGACUUGUCCUUGAAUUCAGAAUCUUUCUCACAACUUGUUGAGGUUUUGUGUCACACAGAGAGGAUCCAAGAAGCUAUUGAGGUUUUUAAAUAUCAGUAUAAAAGAGGUUGCAGUCUGACAAACAAAUCACUUGAUAUGCUAAUUCAAGGGAGUUGUUUGUCUGGAAGGAUUCGUGAAGCAGUCCAAUUGCGCUCAUUAGCUGUUUGCACUGGCACUUGUACAUUUUUCACUUAUGACAUAAUUAUCCAAGCACUACUCCAUUUGAAUAAGGAGAAGGAUGUGUUGGUUCUCUUUGCACAAAUGGUGAUGGAAGGUUGUCUAUUGGAUGGGUACGCAUACACUAGUUUGUUGCGCUCUUUCCUCACCAAGGAAACAAUAUUUGAGGCUGCUAUCUUGUUCAACAGAAUGGUGAAUCAGGCCUUUGUUCCUGAUCAAGAUACGUUUGAAUUGUUAGUCAAUGAUAUGGCCUUAUUUUCUUUUCUUAACAUGGUAGCACAAAGUUUACUGAAAGUGGUAAAUACAAGUGGAACAAUGAGCCCCAGAAUAUAUAACAUUAUUAUUUACGGCCUUAUUAAAGAUGGCUUCAAGAACGAGGCAUGUAAGUUUCUAGAUCAAAUGCUGGAAAAGGGGUGGGUACCUGAUUCAAGGACACAUCAGAUCUUGGUUGGCAAUAUUGGUGGAGAGGAAGCUAGAGAAGUUGGUCAUCUCUACCAAACAGUGGAUGAUGACAAUGUGAGCAACAUACUGUUGGAGGGGCUAGAUUGAGGGUCUGAGAUAGGGUUUUAGAUUUUAGUUGUUGUACAAAGACAAGGAGAGGAAUGCCAUUGAUGAUUCGAAGUUUUGAACUCUAUAUUCGGUACACUGUUUGAACUUGGAGGAUACAUCGUUGUCAGGUGAAGUUGUCAAGAACCAAUAUAAAAUAAUAGCAUCAAUAAUACUUGUACAAUAGUAUAAAGACCUCCUGCAGAAAAGAUAAUGAGAUGGCUGUAGAGUCUAAAGAGAUUUCCAGCAGCAAAUAUGACCAGUGACUAAUUGCUUAUCUGCAUAACAUCCUGUACAUUUCAGACAUUAACAUGUCAUUUUUUUUGGGACAAGCACACUCUUUGCUAUCUAGCCAUUACUUAAAUUGUACUUGGGUGCUUUGCCUGAACUUUGUACUAUUAUAUUACUAGCCUUUCUGUUACUUUUAACAUUUUAUAGUUCGCAACUUUGUAUAUAACAUUGGUCUUCUGUU
This is a messenger RNA of Panicum virgatum (switchgrass), 3019 nucleotides long. Its product is annotated as pentatricopeptide repeat-containing protein At1g63130, mitochondrial-like. The transcript has 2 exons. The record is from RefSeq and is a predicted model, not a curated record. The coding region runs from base 400 to 2550 and encodes 716 amino acids. Gene Ontology annotation, molecular function: protein binding. Lineage: Eukaryota; Viridiplantae; Streptophyta; Magnoliopsida; Poales; Poaceae.